Mesorhabditis spiculigera is the source of this 2739-nucleotide messenger RNA. The record is from the annotation of a GenBank genome assembly. NCBI's taxonomy places the organism in Eukaryota, Metazoa, Nematoda, Chromadorea, Rhabditida, Rhabditidae.
AUGAAUUCGGUAUGCUCGACACCGGGCACCUCACGAAGUGUCCCCACCAGAAGAACAGACCAUAAGGAUUCAAUCGUUUCCUCAUUUAUCCACCACAACGACCAGCCCUCCUCAUCAAAUCAAGGGGGUGCCCACGUCAUCUCAUCUGUACAUAGCCUCCGCCCCGGCCAACACUUCAUCACUGUACAUACAUUAUCAAAAACAGUUCUCUCGGUGGUAGUUGAUGCAAAAACACGAGUCCAUGAUGUUUUGUGGGCUUGUGGCGAGCAGCUGGUGAUCGACGAUCGAUUUUUCGGAUUGGCUUUUCGUUCGCCAUCAGAGGGUCUUGGAGGAGAUCAACCCCGAAACGAGUACUUUUUCCUCGACCCAGCUCACCGAAUUUUCAAGUAUGCCCCAACGAAGCAAUCCCGAUUUGCGCAAUGGACAUCCUCGUCGUCACGUACUGAAACACGACCAUUACUCGUACUCUACUACCGAGUCCGAGUGUAUAUCGAUGAGGUUCGAUUGAUCACAGACGAAAGAGCGUUGGAACUGUACUACGUUCAACUCCGCGAAAAUCUUCUGGACCAAUGGGGCCAGAGGGGUACGGUGGCUGAAGAGCGUGUAUGGGAAAUGGCCGCACUUGCAUUGAGAGCUGACAAGGGGGAUGAUUACAAAGGCUUCUUCCGGCCGGAGCACUAUUUUCCGCUUUGGGUGAUCAACGAGAGAGGGCUCGAGUAUAUCCGAGAGCAUAUCCCAUCUGCUAUGGCGGAUCUAGAGGAUAUGAGCAGAAACACAGCACAGCUACAAUUUUGCAUUGAGGCAAGCCGAUCACCAUUUGCCCUGAAUUGUCAUAUCUAUGGUCUACGACGUCACAAACUCGAUUCCCGCGACAAUGCGGUCAUUUGCAUAACAUCUGGCGGCAUCGACGUUUGUGAUAAGCUAUGCAUCACCCGUGAUGAUGGAGAGAAAGUAUGCCUCUAUGCACAAACCGAAAACAAAGCCCGGUACCUCUUGGACCUUUGCCGAGCUGUUCACCAAUGUCUGCUAGUCGUUCAACAUUCCACCGCCGGACCGCGACAGCUACAGUAUCCGCAAAUCGAGAAAAGUGUCGAUAGAACCGACCGACUCAGCCAGCUUAGCCACAGUACCACAAGCGGCAUAGUCUCCGAUCGCCUCAGCCAAGCCGAUCGCCAUUCAGCUAUGCGACAUCGUGAAGCUGAUCUGGAUUCUUUGCGCCAAUCGUUGUCUGCGUCGGAGCGAAGCGGUUCAAGCCGACCCCCGUCCACCACAUCGGAUCAAAAGAAACGGAUCUCCAGGGGAAGAAAGAGUUCGAUGAAGCCGAUCACAGUCAAACCGGAAGAAGCCGUCGUCGUCGAGAAGGACGAUACCCUGAAAGCGGAAACAAAUUAUCAGGACGAGUUGGCUAGGUGGGGACGGCUUGACCCAGAAGCUGAUGAGGGGCAUUCAUAUCGUUCAUAUUCGAGCAGCGUCGCCUCAACCAGAAAUAGCGGCCCAAGAAUGGACCCACUCGAGCGUAUCAGCCCAAUUGCCAACGACUCUUACGAUCUGUUGUACCCGAAAUACCCAUCAUAUCUUGAUCAGGGACCAUCAUUCGCUUACAAUCAACUCUCGGCAUCAUCUGGCUUCGAGACGGGCGGUCAAACAUCUGAAGAUUUCCUUGAUAGUGUCCGGCCCAACCGUGCGUACGAGAAUUCCACGUCGGAUUCGCUACAAUCGUCCCAGUACGAUUCGCUACGCACGACGCCGCCGCCGAGAGUUGCCCAGCGUAGUGACCCGCCACCAUAUCAGAGACCAUUGUACCACAAUGAACCGGUACAACAACUACCAUUACGCCCGUCACUCUCUCCAAAACCUCGAUACCAAACGGUCCCCGUAGCCCCUAUCCAUGUUGAGCAGGCGAUGGCCGAAAUGUUACACCCAGCUCGAGGCAGUGAGCCCCGAAUCGACACAGCUGAGACCUACCCAUCAGCUGCUGCUCCCGAAGCAUCGAUGGGACAGGGAGGGCGACGUUUCGUCAAGCGUCUAAAGGGUGUCAAUCGCGCUCAAUCAAUGCCAUCCAGCCACCAUCAUGGCUACAUCGCCCAUUAUCAUCUACCGAUUAGUGAAGGAUACCGUAAGGUCGACCCCGGGAUGUCAAAUUCCGCAUCUUCACUGUAUCCGCAGUCUCCUGCUCUACUCGCCAAUACACUCGCAACAUCACAACCAAAACUGAAUCGCAAUCGCGAACCACCAUCCUACCAAAAAGCGCUGCAACUGCAGGGAUGCCCGGCCGGCGCCGAAGCACAAGGACACCCAUCUUUCCCACCAUCUUCUGCCACUGUCUCACAGUUUGGCGCGUCGACGGCUGUUCCCCUCGAGGCUCAACUCAGCCUCGAACAUCUGACCCACGUACCGAUGCUUCGUGCUCUAUGGGCUGAGUCUCAGCAGAAGCGAGCCUCCCUCGAAUCCUCGACCUCAUCGGCUGCCUAUGAACCGAGCCCGUACCCAUCUUCUCAUCACCUGAAUGAUCCCAACUCGCGCAAGGCAGCCUCAACAUCAAUGCUUGACAUUUCGCAAGCCGACCCAAUUGAACUACUGUAUCCCGGUGAAAAUACAAGAGGGUCUUAUGUCUUCGAAUCGACGAUGUUCCCGACCACGACGGCGAGGAGCUACGGCUGGUCAAACGGCUCGGCCCAAGUCCAAAACCUUCCCCCGCCACCCCCAUAUCCGGAAAGUCGCAAAGCCCCAAUGGUCAUG